This is a messenger RNA of Agrilus planipennis (emerald ash borer), 1148 nucleotides long. RefSeq names its product chromodomain-helicase-DNA-binding protein 1-like. The record is from RefSeq and is a predicted model, not a curated record. Bases 8 to 955 code for a protein of 315 amino acids. Lineage: Eukaryota; Metazoa; Arthropoda; Insecta; Coleoptera; Buprestidae. The transcript has 5 exons.
UAAAGAAAUGAUGAGACCAGUUAAAAAGGCAUUGAAAGCUCUUGACAAUCCCGACCAAUCUCUCUCUGAAGCAGAGCAAGUUAAUCAUACAAUGUUAUGCUUAUUACAAAUAGGGGAACAAAUAAAUGUUUGUUUAGCAAAUUAUACCGAUCCUGAAAAACUUAAAGAAUGGAGAAGCAACUUAUGGCAUUUUGUGUCUAAAUUUACCGAAUUCGAUGCCAAAAAGUUAUAUAAACUGUAUAAAAAAGCAUGUAAGAAGAAUGAAAAGAAAAAAGAGGAUAGUCAACAAGGUGCAAGUUCAUCUGGAAAAGACAAGUCUGAUGGUAAAGAAGACAAAGAAAUGAAUAUUAAAAGAAAACAUGAGAAUGAAAGUGAUAGUAGAGAUGAUAAGGACUUUAAAAAACAUCAUUCGGAAAGUAGGAGAGAAAGAAAAGAUAGAAGCUCAGAAAAAGAUCGUCCAAAAAAAUCAAGGGAAGAAAAUGACGAUGAAAGUCACGAUUAUGCUAGUAGAUACAGUCAAAGUCGUAUGAGUAGAAAACAGAGUUCAGGCCAGAGAUCAAACUUUAGACAUGAUCAGCCAGAAAGAGCAUCUCAUAGUGAUCACGACCGAUGGUCUGGGGGGCAAUCUCGUGAUAGGUUUGCUAUGGAUUACAAAAGGGAUAGAUUUGAUUAUUCCCGAGGAAAUCCAGGCUACCAUAGAGACCGUGACCAUACAAGACCGAUUGACAAAAGAUUACCGUGUAAGGAUGAUUGGCGGUCUUUUCAACGUAGUCGUGAUGCUUCAGUCAUCCCAAUUAGUGCUAGGCCCAUGUAUCCUACGCAUUAUCCUCCAUUUGUUCCUGGCGGCCCUAUGUACGCCCCUGGAGAUCAACCGUUUCCCAGGGAUAGAUUUUCUCCGGGUGAAUGGAGGCCAGAAAGAGACUACAGGCGAGAGUAUGAUCGGAGACAACCUUAAUAAGAUCGUUAUUGUUAAGUGAUGGAAAUUUUUAUCCAUUCAAAGUACUGUACAAGAGAACAAAACAAAUAAAAAGACAAAAGUGGACAAGUGUACAGUUAGUUAUAUUAAUUUAAUUUGUGUGUUGUCUAUGACAGUGAUAUUCCCGAUUGUAGUUGAAGGUGAUGUUGGUGAAUAGAUCGAUUGCAUUUGA